Liolophura sinensis is the source of this 1081-nucleotide messenger RNA. RefSeq lists its product as uncharacterized. NCBI's taxonomy places the organism in Eukaryota, Metazoa, Mollusca, Polyplacophora, Chitonida, Chitonidae. The transcript has 3 exons. The coding region runs from base 132 to 845 and encodes 237 amino acids. The record is from RefSeq and is a predicted model, not a curated record.
UAAAACGUAUAAUUUUCAGGGUUAAGUAAGCAGUAUUUUUCAUAACUUUUAAGUUAGUUUGACACCAAAGGCCCCGUUUAGGUACAGUGACAACUUUCUUUUGUUUUUCAGCAACGACAUACCAACCCACUAUGACGUCAUACGAGACCACGUUGCCAAAUAACGGCCUCUCUUUGGAAAGUACAACUCGAGAUAUCUAUAAUUUAAAAGAGGAACUAAAUGAUACCGGUGCUAUUGUGGGCGGGGUUAUCGGAGGACUGGUGGUGUGUGUUGUGAUCGGGGUUCUACUCGUGUUCCUCUGGAAAAGACGGUCCGCACAGAAGCCCCCUAUUCCUCAAACACACAACCGUGAUGAUGACGUCACGGAGGCACAGAUCGUCAGCCGACCCAACGCUGGUUACGACAACAUUAACUCCCGAUACUCGCUGUACCAGCUUGAGAGAGACGACAAUGGCACACCCUGGAAUCGUGCUGCAGAGACGAAUGUCAGCGACUUGUACUCCAAGGUCAACAAAACCGGAAGAGCGGCCAACACUUCAGGAGACGCUGCAUUCUCGGUUGGAUCCGCCGCAAGAACAAAUCACCAUGGCGACUACGACCGAGUACAAGGGGAAGCUGCACAUUUUAAAGUGCAUGGAGAUUACGAUCACGUGGUCAGACAUUCUUACGGUGAGAGCAGUUCUAAUGACGUUAUUGGCGGUGUCACGGGAAAUGCUGACGUCGACAUGACGUAUAAUCAGUUGCAUCGAGGCAGGGCAGUUCCAGCCAGGACUGAGACCGAGGCUAAUCCUUAUGAUGUUCUGAACAGGGCUAACACACGGGCAAAACAAGAUCUGGACGCUUGACUAACUGCCAAGGUGGUGACUUGUGAACGUAAGGGAUUGCGACAGUGGCAGUAUAAGUAGUUCAAAAGCUGUUCCAUGAAAGGAAAAGUGGCUGUUUGACGUUUGUAGUUGGACCACGUACAUCAAGGACUGAAAACACUUUCCUUACUGCAUUCAAUUGGCUUUUGGAAUAUUACCUAUUCAAUUCGUUCUGUCCUAUCACGUUUGCUUUUGAGGGCUCGCCCUAUACACAUUAG